CGUAAUCGCACCUGUUUACUGGUGGCAGUGGCUAAAUCUGGCAGGCUUUGACUCGCUUCUCUCCCUUUUUAGAUUGAGUUGCCUUUUUCCUUACACCUGCCGAAAAAGUAAUACAAGCAGCCAAGAUGUCGAUUUCGGCAAUUUUUAUUCUGGAUAUGAAGGGAAAGGUCUUGAUUUCAAAGAACUAUCGUGGAGACAUUGAGGCUGGUGUUAUUGAAAAAUUUAUGCCACUUUUUAUGGAGAGAGAAGAGGAAGGCAAUCUCACGCCUAUUAUACAAACCACCGAAUGUACUUACGCCUACAAAAAACACCAAAAUCUGUACAUAGUCUCCAUAACCAAGAAAAAUGCUAAUAUAUCACUAGUGUUUGCAUUUUUUGUUAAAUUGGUUGAAGUUAUGCAAGAAUAUUUCAAGGAACUCGAAGAAGAGAGCAUAAGGGACAAUUUUGUUGUGAUUUAUGAACUUUUGGAUGAACUGAUCGACUUUGGUUAUCCACAAACUACAGACAGUAAAAUAUUGCAAGAGUACAUUACGCAGGAAGGCCAUAAAUUGGAAAUUCAGCCUAGGAUUCCAAUGGCAGUUACAAAUGCUGUCUCAUGGAGAUCGGAAGGAAUAAAGUAUAGAAAGAAUGAAGUGUUUUUAGAUGUCAUUGAAUCCGUUGACUUGCUGGCGAAUGCCAAUGGUAAUGUGCUCAGGUCGAUGGUUCAUGGGUCUAUUAAAAUGAGAGUUUACCUAUCUGGAAUGCCCGAAUUGCGCUUAGGAUUGAACGACAAAGUUCUUUUUGAAUCGAUGGGUCGUAGAAAGUCUAGAUCCAUAGAAUUGGAAGAUGUCAAGUUCCAUCAGUGUGUUAAGCUGGCAAAAUUUGAAAAUAACAGAACAAUAUCAUUUAUUCCACCAGACGGAGAGUUCGAGUUGAUGUCGUAUCGCAUGGAUUCUUUUGAAAAGCCAUUGAUUUGGAUCGAAUCUGUGAUCGAGAGACAUUCUCACAGAAUUGAAUAUACGAUAAUGGCACUAUCACACUUUAAACGGCGCUCAACAGCACAUCAUGUCGAAGUUGUUAUACCAGUUCCAAGUGACGUGGAUUCCCCAAAAUUUAAGACAACCAUAGGAAGUGUAAAAUAUUGUCCGGAAGAAAAUGCCAUGAAAUGGUCAAUCAGAUCAUUCCCUGGAGGGAAGGAGUACCUGAUGAGAGCAAACUUUGGUUUGCCAUCUGUUAUUGGUGAAGAUGUUGAAGGCAAGCCCCCAAUAAAGGUGAAAUUUGAGAUCCCAUAUUUUACUACGACAGGAAUUCAAAUAAGGUACUUAAAGAUUAUAGAAAAAAGUGGAUACCAAGCUUUGCCUUGGGUAAGAUACAUCACACAAAAUGGUGACUAUCAGCUGAGAACAAACUAA
Copidosoma floridanum is the source of this 1391-nucleotide messenger RNA. Its product is annotated as AP-1 complex subunit mu-1-like. The record is from RefSeq and is a predicted model, not a curated record. Lineage: Eukaryota; Metazoa; Arthropoda; Insecta; Hymenoptera; Encyrtidae. Gene Ontology annotation, cellular component: clathrin adaptor complex. Gene Ontology annotation, biological process: intracellular protein transport; vesicle-mediated transport.